ACUAGCGAGCGCAGAGCCGAACGAGACUGGCGGUCUGACGCUGACGAGUGACGACCGGCAACGAGUCGAGUCGAGCCUCCUCGAGUACAACUGAAUACCGAGUUGUGAGUUGUAGUCGGCAGCCGAGUCAUUAAUCAAAUUCCAACGGUCCUCAAGUUUCGUGUGUACGGCGAGCGUGCGUGCGUAUGUUAUUAUUGUUUUCCCCUCCACCGGUGCCACGGGAAGGAAAAAAAAAUGGUGUUCGUGUGUCGUCGGAUUGCGCGCAACUAGAGGAGCCGUGGCCGCAAAACGAAAUGGUUUUCCGCGUUCCUCCGCCGCCGGUAGUCGUUUUUGUUCGCUCGUCCGCGUAGAUCGGUCGCCGUCGCGCGGUUCCGUGUUGUUGUCUGUGUGAUUGUGCGUGCGCGUCGAGCUUUUACGUUCGCCCUCCAACCGGUUGGCGGCUGGUGUGAUGGUCGCCCGUUGUCGCUUGAACGUGUCGUCGUAGGAGAGCAGCAGCUGCCCGCGGUCGCUGUCCGUGUUGCCGGCGUCAGUCAGGCGGCGGUUGAAAUGGCCGAGUAUUAUCAGGGUGAAUAUUUAUACAAUCCUGUUUUAUAUGAAUUGGGUUUUAAGUAUGGUUUGGUAACAAACACUGAUGGUAUAGGACACGAUCCGUCGAUCAUCGAUGCAUUAACUCCUGCCCGAUUAGACGAGCUGAAGGAAACCAUUAGGCGUGAGAUUCGACGAGAGCUUAAAAUCAAAGAAGGGGCUGAAAAAUUGCGUGAAGUUGUCACGGAUCGAAAAUCAUUGUCAGAUGUUACGGAUAUCGUGAAGAAAUCCAACACUAAGCUUGCAGAACUUCAGGCAGAACUACAAGAACUUGAAUCCCAUAUCAUACUCAGCCAUGGAGCAACAGGACAACAGUCGUGUUCUGGUGCUUCAAAUAAUUCGUUUUCAUCUGGAGUUCAUAAGACAUCUGGAAUAAAUGGUUCAACAGAUCGACCUAUUUCAAGUUCUUUGCCUAUGCAGUUUGUUGGUCAAUCACCUAACCAAGUCCAAGAAUCUAAUUUUGUGAGUGACCUCAGACUAGUGCAAUUAGAAAAACAGCUGAAUAUAGAAUUAAAGGUCAAACAAGGAGCUGAAAAUAUGAUUCAAAGUUUAAGUAAUGGCCAUUCACGAGAUAAAAAGUUAUUAGCUGACGCCCAACAAAUGUUAUCAGACUCUAAAUUGAAAAUUGAAUACCUAAGAAUGGCUAUUUUGAAAGGAAAGCAGACUAAACAGCAAAAAGAAGAAAUGAAAUCUAAUAGUGAAAACAAACAUGAGAAGUCUGAGUCACAUUUAGAAACCCCAUUGGAAGAACGUGUUGCAGAGCUAAGGCAUAGAUUAAGAAUUGAAGCAGCGGUUGUAGAAGGAGCCAAAAAUGUUAUUAGAACAUUGCAAAGUUCCAAAAUUGCAGAAAAAAAAGCUCUUCAAGAAGCACAAGCCAAUCUUUCAGAAUCUAGUUGUAAAUUGGAUCUUUUGCGACAGUCGCUUGAACACCGUCGCCAAGAGCUUCCAGCUAAUUCAACAACAGCUAUCCAAUUAGUACGAGAAUUACAAAACGCUCAAGCUGCUAGUCCAACUCCAAAUCAUGCUUAUGUUAGUUUACAGCCAUUCCUGAAAACAGAAAGAAAUGUCAUACCAGAAAAAGCUACUGUAUCUAGGUGUGCUGCGGUCACUGGUAAACUUGAAGUUAGGUUAAUGGGGUGUCAGGAUUUGCUUGAAGAAGUUCCAGGUAGAUCAAGACGAGAAAAAGACAAUCCUGGAGAUUUAAGAUCUUUUGUAAAAGGGGUAACGGGGCGUAGUUCUAGUAAAUCAUACAAUAUUAAAGACGAAAUUAGUAAUGAAAUCAUGGCUGUUAUUAAACUAGAUAAUCAAACAGUUGGUCAAACUAGCUGGCGACCAUGUUCUCAACAAGCAUGGGACCAAAGAUUUUCAAUUGACUUGGAUAAAUCUCGAGAGCUUGAGAUUGGUGUAUAUUGGAGAGAUUGGCGAUCAUUGUGUGCCAUUAAAUUUCUUCGAUUAGAAGAAUUUAUUGAUGAUAUUCGACAUGGUAUGGCUUUACAAUUGGAACCACAAGGACUUCUUUUUGCAGAGAUCAAAUUUUUAAAUCCUAUGAUAUCACGUCAACCUCGUUUACGAAGACAACGCAAAAUAUUUAAACAGCAAGCUAAAAACUUCCCUAGAGCCAAUCAAAUGAACAUCAAUAUAGCUGCUUGGAGUAGACUUCUUAAAAGAUCUUCACCUUCAAUCCAAAAUUCACCAUUAGUUCCUGUACAGCAACACUCAAGAUCACAUUCACACUCUGACAGCUCUACAGAUGGAGGUGAUACAAGACUCGAAGAAAAAUGUACACCUGGUGAAACACCUGAACCAAUUAACACUUGUGGAUUGGCUGGCGCACGUCCAUUAGGUUUAGGGGUUGCAGUUCUACCACCGCUGCCACCUACUAUCACUGAACAGCGAAAUCUAUCUACGGGGUCUCCCACAUUCCUACCUUCAACAGUUAUAGCAGCAAAUAAGAGAACACCAGCUGUACCAACCGUGCCACCUCCAAGGCCACCACGACAAUUAGAUCAAGAGCUGCAGAAUGCGUUGAAGGAAUUUGACUUUUUACAUGACGACGAGCAACAGACAUUACCACCAGUUCAUAGGAGACAUAUAAUGACAAUGUCUGUGAGCAUAGAAAGUGUUGGAAGUUCAACUUUGGGAACACCGCAGCCGUCUCCUCUUGUAGAGUUUCCCCAGGACGAGUCGCCACUAUUUAGUCAUCCUGUUUCUCGUGUACUUGAUUACCGGGAAAAUGAACCAAAAGCAUAUCAUCUUACAACAUCUAAUAAUGUGCAACCCGCGGAAUCUAAUAAAAUCACACUAUCUAGUGCUUUCAAAUUUUCUCAAAUGUCUAUGGAUGAUUUUAGACUGCUUAGUGUAUUGGGCAGAGGCCACUUUGGAAAGGUAAUUUUGUGUCAACAUAAAAAGUCUAGUGAAUAUUUUGCCAUAAAAGCACUGAAAAAAGGUGAUAUAAUUGCCCGUGAUGAAGUUGAGUCACUGUUGUCCGAAAAAAGAAUAUUUGAAGUUGCAAACGAUAUUCGACAUCCAUUCCUUGUAAAUUUAUUUGCUUGCUUCCAAACUGAUGCUCAUGUCUGUUUUGUAAUGGAGUAUGCUGCUGGUGGUGAUUUGAUGAUGCAUAUACACGCCGAUGUGUUUACAGAACCGAGGGCGGUGUUUUAUGCUGCCUGUGUUGUUUUAGGAUUACAGUAUUUACACGAAAAUAGUAUAAUUUAUCGUGACUUGAAAUUGGAUAACUUAUUAUUGGAUACUGAUGGGUAUGUAAAAAUAGCUGAUUUUGGAUUGUGCAAAGAAGGUAUGGGAUAUGGGGAUCGAACUGGAACAUUUUGCGGAACACCCGAGUUUUUAGCUCCGGAAGUUCUCACUGAAACGUCAUAUACACGUAGUGUUGAUUGGUGGGGUCUUGGAGUUCUUAUAUUUGAAAUGCUUGUUGGAGAGUCACCAUUCCCAGGUGAUGAUGAAGAAGAAGUAUUUGAUUCUAUUGUGAAUGAUGAAGUUAGGUAUCCCAGGUUCUUGUCAUUGGAAGCAAUUGCAAUUAUGCGAAGACUUUUACGCAAAAAUCCGGAACGAAGAUUAGGAUCGAGUGAAAGAGAUGCAGAAGAUGUGAAAAAACAAGCAUUCUUUAGACAAGUUGUUUGGGAUGAUUUGUUACACAGAAAAGUUAAACCACCAUUUGUACCUACAGUUAAUUCUGUUGAAGAUGUAAGUAACUUUGAUGAAGAAUUUACUUCUGAAAAACCACAACUAACACCACCCAAAGAUCCAAGACUGUUAAAUGAUGAUGAACAACAGUUAUUUAAAGAUUUUACAUAUACAGCUGACUGGUUUUAACAGGGUAUAUAAAAUUAAAUUUAAAAAAAAAAGAUUUUUCAUGUUUAAUUUAUGUUUGUAUUAUAAUCGAUCAAAUUGUAAUAGCUAAAGCUAGCUAAUCAUAUAGUUUAGAUGCAAUUUUAAUUAUUAUUAUUUAUUAUGUAUUUGUUCGUUAAUUUUUCUUUUGCGGACAUUUUUCCAAAAUGAUUGUGAUUUAUAUUUUAAGUUGGAAAACUUGACACAACAGAGCUGCUCAGAUAAAAUUUCUUUCACAAAUAGUUACCACACAAAUCUUUUAAAUAGAAAAGUCUAAACAUUGAUUCAUUGAAAAAUUCCCUCAAUAAUGAAUAGAAAAACAAUUUGAUGACUAAUUUUUAACUACCACUAUUUAGAAUGUAAGAUAUUUAGUUGUUGUAAAAUUUUAAAACUGUUUUUUAUAAAUUUAGUGUUAAAGUUUAUAUAGAAAUAACUUUAUAAUUUUGUGUAAAAUAAAUGCAUUAAAUUUGUGUAUAAACAUAGAAAAAAAAGUAACUUUUAUAUAUUUAACAUGUUUAAUAUGGAAAUGUGAAAUGAUUAUUAUUGGCAUGUUUUAAAUAGCAAACUAUAAAAACUUAUUUUAUUGGCUAGCUGGUAUGUUCGUAGAUAUUUUUAUUUACUAUGCCACAUAUUUGUCUUAUGUUAAAAAUUAUUGUUUUAUUUAGCUCAAAUUAUUAUUGACAAUAAUAUGCUCACUUAGUAUCUUAUGAUUAGUAUAUUAUUUUUGUUGUUCAUAAAGUUGAUUUAAAAUUGUUAAGGCUUUAAAUAUUACAAUAUUAUAUUUUAAAAGAAAUCAUACUAUUAUGUAAUGGACAAAAUAUAAUCAUGAUUAUGUAUAUUAUAUUAUAUAUUAUAUUGGAUAUCACUUUUUAUAAUAAUAA
Messenger RNA from Metopolophium dirhodum (rose-grain aphid), 4811 nucleotides. RefSeq names its product serine/threonine-protein kinase N (gene Pkn). NCBI's taxonomy places the organism in Eukaryota, Metazoa, Arthropoda, Insecta, Hemiptera, Aphididae. Gene Ontology annotation, biological process: protein phosphorylation; signal transduction. The record is from RefSeq and is a predicted model, not a curated record. Bases 547 to 3915 code for a protein of 1122 amino acids. The transcript has 19 exons. Gene Ontology annotation, molecular function: small GTPase binding; ATP binding; protein serine/threonine kinase activity.